AUGCUCUUUAUUUCAGUACCUGUUCAACCUAAAGUUGAUAGAAGUCGAUCUUGUCCAUAUCUUGAUACCAUUAACAGAUCUGUUUUAGACUUUGAUUUUGAGAAGCUAUGUUCUGUUUCUCUGUCACAUAUUAAUGUUUAUGCUUGUUUAGUUUGUGGUAAAUAUUUUCAAGGUCGUGGUAACAAUACCCAUGCCUAUACCCACAGUGUAUUUGAGGGACAUCAUGUUUUCCUGAAUUUAGCUACACAUAAAUUUUAUUGUAUUCCUGACAACUACCAAAUUAUAGACUCUUCAUUAGAAGAUAUUAUAUAUGUUUUGAAUCCUACUUUUAAUACUAAAGAUAUUAAACGAUUAGAUAUAACAGCUAAAAUGUCUCGAGCUUAUGAUAACACUACCUAUCUGCCAGGUAUUGUUGGUUUGAAUAAUAUCAAGGCUAAUGAUUACUGUAAUGUCAUACUACAGUCUUUAUCUCAUGUAUCACCAUUACGCAACUUCUUUCUACAAGAAGAGAAUUAUAAAAAGAUUAAACGACCUCCAGGAGAUCAAAUGGUUCUGUUAGUCCAGAGAUUUGGAGAAUUAAUCAGAAAACUAUGGAAUCCCAGGAACUUCAAAGCUCAUGUCAGUCCACAUGAAAUGUUACAAGCUGUCGUUUUGUGUAGCAGGAAAAAAUUUCAAAUUACACAUCAAGGUGACCCGAUUGAAAUGUUGUCAUGGUUUCUAAAUUCUCUACAUACUGCUAUGAAUGGAACUAAAAAACUGAACAGUUCUAUAAUCAAUAAAACAUUUCGAGGGAAGAUGAAAGUUUAUUCUAGAAAAGUUCCUGCAAUUGAUUUGAAGGAAGAAGAAAAAGCUGCUUUGCUUCUUACACCAGAAUAUCAGGAGACGGUAGAUGAGAUACCAUGGUUAUAUUUAACAUGUGAUAUCCCAUCACCCCCUCUAUAUCCUGAUGAACUACGUGAGAAUAUUAUACCCCAGGUUCCCUUCGCUACUGUUCUAGCUAAAUUUAACGGCCAACAAGAGAAAGAAUAUAAAACACAUAAAGACAGUACAAUGAAGAGAUUUGAGUUGACUCGUCUGCCACCAUUUAUUAUUAUAUAUUUCAAGAGAUUUACCAAGAAUUAUUUUGUUUUUGAAAAGAAUCCUACCAUUGUCAACUUUCCUAUCAAGAAUAUAGAUUUUGGUGACCUACUCUCACCAGAAGUAAGAGCCCAACAUAAGAAUACUGUGUAUGAUUUAAUGGCUAAUGUAAUACAUGAUGGGGAGCCAGGACCAGGGAAAGGUACCUAUAGAUGUCAUAUUUUACACAAGGGUACUGGUAAAUGGUAUGAAAUGCAAGAUUUACAUGUUGCUGAUAUUUUACCUCAGAUGAUUACAUUAUCUGAAAGUUACAUACAGGUAUAA
Lottia gigantea (owl limpet) is the source of this 1401-nucleotide messenger RNA. RefSeq lists its product as hypothetical. Gene Ontology annotation, biological process: mRNA processing; spliceosomal complex assembly; protein deubiquitination. NCBI's taxonomy places the organism in Eukaryota, Metazoa, Mollusca, Gastropoda, Lottiidae. The record is from RefSeq and is a predicted model, not a curated record. The transcript has 11 exons. Bases 1 to 1401 code for a protein of 466 amino acids. Gene Ontology annotation, molecular function: cysteine-type deubiquitinase activity; zinc ion binding.